UACCUCCUCACUCCCCUCUCAUAGUUCCAUUUUCUCCUCUCAAUUUCUCUCAUCAACGUCUAAAGUAGAUAACAGUCCUUCUAGUUCCUAUAAUAUUUUCUCGAUCCAAUUCUAGAAAUUGAAAUACAUAUAACAUUGUAUGCCCGUUGAUUGUUUCCCUUCAAACAUGACAAUUAUGCCUCCUCCUCCAGAGCCAUUAGUAUUUGAUGCUUCAAUCCUUCAGCACCGAGCCAACUUACCCUCCCAGUUCAUUUGGCCUGACCACGAAAAACCAUGCCUUGAACCCCCAGAACUUUCAAUCCCUCCUAUUGAUUUCGGAAGCUUCCUCGCUGGAGAUCCUUUGGCGGUCUCAAAACUUGCCCAGCAAGUAAAUGAGGCAUGCAAGAAGCAUGGUUUCUUUGUAAUUGUUAAUCAUGGUGUUGACUCAAAGCUUAUAGCUAAAGCUCAUGAGGGUAUGAACAUGUUCUUUGGUAAGCAGCUCUCGGAGAAGCCAGCUCAAAGGAAGAUAGGAGAGCAAUAUGGGUAUGCCAGUAGCUUCACUGGAAGAUUCUCCUCCAAGCUUCCAUGGAAAGAAACACUUUCUUUCAGAUAUUGUGCUGACAAUCAGUCCUCUAACAUCGUCCAAGAAUACUUCUUGAAUGUAAUGGGAGAAGAAUUCAAACAGUUCGGGAAGGUGUACCAAGAAUAUUGUGAAGCCAUGAACACUCUUUCCCUUGGAAUUAUGGAGCUAUUAGGAGUAAGUCUAGGAGUUGGAAGAGAAUAUUUUAGAGAUUUCUUCGAAGGAAAUGAUUCAAUAAUGAGACUAAAUUACUACCCUCCUUGCCAAAAACCGGAAUUAACUCUUGGCACUGGGCCUCACUGUGAUCCUACAUCUUUAACAAUUCUUCAUCAAGAUCAUGUCAGUGGCCUUCAAGUGUUCGUCGACGAAAAAUGGCACUCCGUUACUCCUGAUCCGGAAGCUUUCGUCGUUAACAUUGGUGACACAUUCAUGGCUCUAUCAAAUGGCAUUUUCAAGAGUUGCUUGCAUAGAGCAGUGGUAAAUAACGUAACAGUAAGGAAAUCCCUUGCUUUCUUUCUAUGUCCAAAAAUGGACAAGGUGGUGAAGCCACCAAAUACUUUGGUCGACUAUAAAAAUCCAAGGGUAUAUCCGGACUUCACAUGGCCAGCUUUGUCAGAAUUCACACAAAAACAUUACAGGGCUGACAUGAAAACCCUAGAUGUCUUCACAACCUGGCUUCAACAAAAAAACAACUGCGGGGGUACCAAAAAUGCUUCUUCCUGUUAAUUAGGCUGAGGAAAGUGACAUUAUAACAGUGUACAAUGCUAGGUGCAAAGAAGGAGGGACUUGGUUCUUCAUGGUGUGUAUUUAGAGGAAAAGUCAGCAGAAGAACCAAAAAACAGGCCAGCCCUGUAAGUAGCUGCUAGUGUGUUAGUGUUGGAGAGAAUCACAUCAAUGCAAGUAAUAAGCAAAUUGUAGGAAUAAAGAUUUGAAUGGGCUCCAUGCAUGUCUUCUUAUUGUUUUUUAUUGUUAUUUUAAUUUUAUUAAUACAAGACAUGUAUAGAUUCUAUGUA
Messenger RNA from Populus euphratica (Euphrates poplar), 1572 nucleotides. RefSeq names its product gibberellin 20 oxidase 1-like. The record is from RefSeq and is a predicted model, not a curated record. Lineage: Eukaryota; Viridiplantae; Streptophyta; Magnoliopsida; Malpighiales; Salicaceae. The transcript has 3 exons. Bases 140 to 1285 code for a protein of 381 amino acids.